Drosophila navojoa is the source of this 441-nucleotide messenger RNA. RefSeq names its product larval cuticle protein 65Ag1. Gene Ontology annotation, cellular component: chitin-based extracellular matrix. The record is from RefSeq and is a predicted model, not a curated record. Lineage: Eukaryota; Metazoa; Arthropoda; Insecta; Diptera; Drosophilidae. Gene Ontology annotation, molecular function: structural constituent of chitin-based larval cuticle.
UAGCAUAGUUACCUUUGAUAUCUCAAACGCGCUACAGCCUCAACUAAAAAUGAAAUUCCUGAUCGCUUUCGUCGCUCUCUUCGCCGUUGUUGCACACCUGAAUGCUGCACCCCUCAAUGCACAACAGCAGGCAACUGUACAGAUCGUGAGGUCGGAUUCGGAUGUUGGACCUGAAGGCUACAACUAUGCUUAUGAGACAUCCGAUGGCACUUCAGCUCAAGCUACAGCCAAACUGCUGAACGCUGGCACAGAUAGUGAGGCUCUUUCUGUUCAGGGUUCGUACCAGUAUAUCGGCGAUGAUGGUGUUACAUACUCUGUUCAAUACAUUGCCGAUGAGAACGGAUUCCAGCCACAAGGUGCUCAUUUGCCCGUCGCACCUGAAGCCUAAGAUGCGUUUCCUUAAAUCCUAAAUAAAUUAAAUAUAAUAAAUGUUUUUUACAA